Messenger RNA from Pundamilia nyererei, 3970 nucleotides. Its product is annotated as proline-rich extensin-like protein EPR1. Lineage: Eukaryota; Metazoa; Chordata; Actinopteri; Cichliformes; Cichlidae. Bases 150 to 2867 code for a protein of 905 amino acids. The record is from RefSeq and is a predicted model, not a curated record. The transcript has 5 exons.
CCAAAUCACUGGAGUCAGGUGUACCUGGAGAAACGCCGUCAUUCAGAGCAGCACGUUUGCGGUUUAUCCCGGAUUUACCUGCCGGCGAGAAUGCGCCAAUGAUCCGCUGAAGCCGAGAAUCGUAGCUACGCAUCAACUAAUCAAUAACAAUGAAGAAGGGGUCGCUGAAUUUUCUGGGUCGAAAGAAUCAUUCUCUUUUCGACACCAAUGUCAAAAUGCAGGAGAUGGACAAUGUAGAGUUGGUCCUGGGGUCAUCUGCAACUCAUGAGUCAGGGACUGCAAGUGUGCGAGCUAGACCCACAGUGAAGCAUGGUGCUUCCUUGUCUGAGAGUUUCCAAGGCUUUGCUGUCCCAAUGCCGAAAGUCCCUCUCCUGCCCCCUGUCAAUGGUCCAAAGACCAACGGUUCAGUUGGUUGGGAUCCGUUGUCCAAUGGCUCCAUUACUUCAGUGCCUAACCUUGAUAAAGGGGAAAUAUUUGUUCCUCCUCCUCCUUCUGUAGCACCUCCACCACCUCCAAGUGAAUGGAUUCCACCUCCACCAGACUUCCUGGGUGACUUAAACACUCUAGACCUAGCAACCAUACAGCCUCCUUCCAUGCCCGCACCAAACCCUCCUUCAGUAGAACCAAAGGAUUUAUCCUUCCUAAAACCACCACCAAUGGCUCCACCAAAGCCUCUAUCUACCACUUCUACUGGCUCUCCAUCAUCCAUACCCAUCUCUAGUCCACCAUCAGCUCAAGUUCCAGAGCAUCCAAAAUUUGCCGCCCCACAGCCCCCUACUGAAAGGCAACAGAAGACUCAGAAGAAACCUCCUCCAAAGCCCAUUAGAAUUUCCUCAGUCUCCAACUCUGACUCCCCCCCACAGACUCCUGCACCACCACCCCCUGUGCAGACACCCACAUUGUCCACUUUCAAUCCCCAAAACACAGCAAAGGUUAACACUGCUCCUAAGACCUCAUUUCUCAAUGUGUUUGAAGACCGUGACAAAAAACCUAAGCACAUGUUACUCCUGGAAGAUUCCGGGUCUUCCAGCUCUGGCCCUGUUCUCGUCAAGGUGGACGGUAAUGCUCCCAAAGUGCCUACACUAUCUAAACCAGUUCCCAUUGUAAAGGAGCUGGAGGAGAAUUUACAAGUUGCCCAACCUUCUGAAUCUACCCUAUUUGAGCAAAAGACAGUGACUAAGACAGAGACUAAGACAAAGGCUAAAACAGAGACAAUUUCAGUGCAACCAGAAAUAACCAAACCAGUACAGCCACCGCCUCAGAAGUCUCUACAGCUUGAUGAAGUUGACAAUACUCAGAUUAAUUUAGAGACAAGCAAGGACAAACUUGGAGAGAACCAAGGUCCAAAAGCAGAAAGUCCAAAAGCAGAAAAUCCUAGAGAGUACCAAAGUCCAGCCCCAGUCAAACCUGGAGAGUACCAAAGUCCAGCCCCAGUCAAACCUGGAGAGUACCAAAGUCCAACCCCAGUCAAACCUGUACGGUAUCAAAAUCCAAACCAGAAAUACAGUCCGAUAUUGGAUCACAAACUACGUAACCUGAAAGGAAGUGAAACCCACGGAGCACGAGACGGGCAUGCAGCUUCUCCGCUGGCUCUUCUAAAGGCAGCUAAAGAAAGAGAGAAAAACAGAACGACGCACUCUGUUUCACAGGAAAACAGUGGAAAGAACAGUGAGCAGCCAAGUAUUCACUCAAGUGACCUUUCAAGUUCUGGCUCUUCAACUGUAAAACUGACAGAAAAAAUAUUACAGGAGACUCCAAAAUCCUUCAGUCCAGUAGACCGUCCACAAACAAAUGAUGCUCCUGAAACUUCAAGCAGUCAUGCCCUGGUCAAUGGUCAGGCACCAUCUACCAGUCCAGCUCUCAACAGGAUCAUAGAAACCCCUGCUGUUAGCAAAAAAGCAGAGGAGAGACAAAAGGCAUAUCAAAGCAGCUCACUGUCUCAGACUCCACAACCUGAGGGCAAUAAAGAUGGGUUCAGCAUGCCAUUACUGCCUCCACCACCAGAGUUUGAUGAUUUAAGCAAGAUUAUGGACCUGCCACCUUCCAUCAUUCCACCGGACCCUCCCACAAAAAAGGCACCGUCACCACCUGUAACCUCUCUUUCCCCUGCCUCAGUUCAGUAUCCUUUGAAUAAGACACAACCCUCUGCAGGUCCUCCCUCUUCAGUGCCACCUCCUCCUCUGAAGACAGCACCUACAGCUUCCAUUCCACCUCCUCCUCUGAAGACAGCACCUUCAGCUUCAAUUCCACCUCCUCCUCUGAAUACAGCACCUCCCUCUUCAAUUCCACCUCCUCCUCUGAAUACAGCACCUUCAGCUUCAAUUCCACCUCCUCCUCUGAAGACAGCACCUCCAGCUUCAAUUCCACCUCCUCCUCUGAAGACAGCACCUCCAGCUUCAGUUCCACCUCCUCCUCUGAAUACAGCACCUCCAGCUUCAAUUCCACCUCCUCCUCCUCUGAACCACCCACCUCCUAAUGUCCAACCAAAGACACAAGUCCAGACAAAACCCAAGCCAGACUCCACUCAGCCAGCACGCACUCUGGAACAAAGACAUUUUGAUCUCCAGUGCAUCCUAAAAAAGAAGCUGGAGGAAAUGGCCCCCAAAAUUUCCCACCAAAAGGAAGAUGUAGAGCCUUCCUCUGAUGAAUGGGAGUCCAAUGACCAGCUCAAAUCACCAACUACCAAAUAUCACCAGAAAGCAGCAACUCUGGACAUGAGGGAGCUGCAGCGUAAAGUGAACAAAAAAUAUCCAGAUAACUCGCCAACAAAAGCUUUGACCAGCAAUGGGCCGAAGUCUAAAUAUCAACAUGGUAUGACUUUCACAGUUCGGCCUGGAACCAAAAAUCCUAUUACUUAUCAUGAGUAGCGGAGAUUAUUAUAGGGUCUUUCGAUUCUUGGACAUGUUGAGACCUUCAACACAGACUAUGGGACACAACGUGUGUGAAACUACACUUUUAUCAGCAGCAGCGUGGACCACAGCUGAAAAAGAAGGCUUCACACAGGUUAUUUACACACUGGGUAGCAAAUAUGUUAAGAAUGCCUGUUGACAAAGGACUGCCGAAUCAUAAAGACAAACACUACACAGUCACUGUCAAAUGGUGUUUUCUUUUCCAUUGUGUCACAGUCAGAAAGAACGUUUUAAACAUUUGUGUAGUUGCUGCUAAUUAUUUAGUCUUAAGCUAUAUUUUGCUAUAUGUUGACUUUUUAACCAUAGCUUUGGGUAAUGUUAUUGUAUAGGAAAACUCCAUUAAUAUUCAAAUAAAAAAAGUUAAGUUUUUUAAAAGUCUUUUAUAAAACAAUGAGAAAUUUUAAUUGUAAAAUAUAGUAAUUUGGAGCAUAACUGUUAUUAUUUCAUGCUGUAAUUACCUGCCAAAUAAUGGGAAAUGUUCUUUCACUGUUACAUCUCGAUUAUGAAAGUCUUAUGGCGCAAAGUAGUAGGGGUCUAGUGUGAUUCUCACAUUUAUCCCAAAAAAUCCUUUAUGGUUUGUAUUGGAUUUUCUAUACUACUACGAUAAAGAGUGUUAAUCUAGUUACGUAUACAUUGUUAUUGAUGGAGAUAUCAAUUUGUAUAAUAUGAAAAUCGCAUUUGGACAUUGCAAGAUGUAGUUAUAUGUACAUGUUAAAGUUGUAUAUAGAAAGUCAUCAAAUUAAGACAUUCAACUCUAAGUAGGAAAUAAAUGUAACAAAUUGCUGAGUACACAUGGCUUGCAUGUGUACUCAAUUGUAUGUAAAAACACUGCAGUGAUUUGCAUCAUCCUAGUAAUUAAAGCUUUUAGCUGUGGCUCAGAAUGUAAGUGCAGAUUUAAUAUACUGGUAAAUUCCCAGGGUGCAGUAUUGUUUAGUUUGUGGCUUUAGUUUGUUGUUAGGUGGUUGCUAGACAGUGUGACAUCAUCGUAAUAUGUCAUGCUUAGUUUUUGGGAUAUAAAUUAUGUGUUACUGUUGUGAAAUUAAAAUGAUACAAUACUUUUA